ACCCAACAAAAAAAAUUAUUCUGAAAAUGAGGUCGAAAGUGGUGUUGUGUGUUUGCUUCCUAAGUGUGCUGGCUGCACUUAGUGCAGCCAAAGUUUUAAAGUACGAUUCGGACUAUGAAGGCGAAGUUAAUGACGAAGAACUUCGCCAGAAACGCUGCAAUUGUGGAGAGGAGGGUUGUUCCAAAGAAGUCUGUCUAAGCAAUGGAGUCUGCGUUGAUUUGUGUAGUCCAUCAGUUGAACCAAAAUCAAAAGGUGACGUUGUCAGUCAAACUGUGGAACCAAAAGGCUGCACAUGUGGAGAUGAUGGAUGUUCCAAAAUCAUCUGUUGGAGCAACGGAGUUUGUAUAGAUGUGUGCAACCCUGGAUAUUUUCCAGACUGAACAACAGACUUGGACUGUCAUACUUGUUUUGAAAAUAAUAAAUGUGUUGUAAAUCUUUUGGAUUGUGUUUGGUUGUUUAAUAAAAAAUGAGCAAAAA
Molecule: messenger RNA, 477 nt
Organism: Zophobas morio
Lineage: Eukaryota; Metazoa; Arthropoda; Insecta; Coleoptera; Tenebrionidae
Exons: 3
Coding region: 27-380 (117 amino acids)
Source: RefSeq, a predicted model, not a curated record